Ciona intestinalis (vase tunicate) is the source of this 4550-nucleotide messenger RNA. The record is from RefSeq and is a predicted model, not a curated record. Lineage: Eukaryota; Metazoa; Chordata; Ascidiacea; Phlebobranchia; Cionidae.
GAAUCCAUUUUUUUAACUUUUGUAUAAUAUUAAGGAGCUGGAGAUUAUGUGGAGGAUGGGAGAGAGAUCUUUGAUGAGGAGAUUAAUGCUCCGGAGCAAAACAAAACAAGCAAGAAAACUAUCAAACCAACGAAUAAAAAGAAAAUAAAGUUGGUAAAGUCGAGCGAUAUAAAGAACAUGCUUCUGUCAUCUGGUGCAAAGAAGAAGGUUGAGAAAAACAUCGACCUUUCAAACGAUGCAUUGUUGGGCGACAUACUCCAAGAAAUCAACACCCAGUCAAGUGAUGUGUUGUCUACACCAAGACCACCCGUCGUAUUAAGAAAGAAAAAGAAAUUUAAACCAACUGCAAUUGAAAGUAAAUGGUCACCACAAACAUCAUCUGCACCCACCACAAGUAAUCUUAUAUCUCAACCGUCUUCACUGCCGAAGAAAAUGAAGCCACGAAAAAUUGUGGCCCCUAUACCUGCUCUACAUGAUUCACCAUCUCAUAAUGAGCCGUGUGUGGAGAUCAACACACCACCAGCUAAACGAACAAAACUUGAUCUUGACAAUGCAGAGUUCUUAAAUAAAACGAUCCCUCCCUCAAAUGAUGACGCUGCUUUUAUAGAUGAUGAUAUGGAUGUAAGUCUCGCUGACUUUGAAGAAGAGACACCUGAUGUGAAGAAUGUGAAGAAGGAACAAUCUGAGGUCGUAAAACCAAAGAAUGAGAACUUUCUUAACCAACUGACUUCACUUGGAUGGGAAACUGUGAAAGAGAAAAGUGUUGAAACUCCAAUAGUUGAUGUGAACAUUGAUUCAACUAAUCUUCCUACUGUACUCGAUAAAGAAUACAACAAAGUGUUUCGUUUCUACUGGCUUGAAGCUUAUGAAGAUCAAUUCAAGCAACCUGGAGUUGUUUAUUUGUUUGGAAAAGUUUACAUCGAGUCGGCGAAAGGUCACGUCAGUUGUUGCAUCAUUGUCAGAAAUGUGGAAAGGAAAAUUUUCGUAUUACCUCGUAGUAAGAAUCGAGUAACUGGUGAAGACGUCACACCAGAAGAUGUUUAUCGUGAGUUUGAUGCUCACGUUGCAACCAACUACAGAAUUAUGAAAUACAAAACUAAGGUACUAGAAAAGAAAUAUGUUUUUGGUGAACGUGAUAUUCCCCACGAAGCCCAAUAUCUUGAGAUCACGUAUUCAGCCGACCACCGACCUCUGCCUUCUGAUAUAUCGGGCGAUACAUUCAAGUGCGUCUUCGGGACCAACCAGUCACCACUAGAGGCGCUGUUGAUUGAUAGAAAAAUGAAAGGACCGUGUUGGUUGGAUAUCCAUGAACCACAAAUCCACACGUCCAACGUAAGUUGGUGUAAGGUGGAAGUCAAUGUGACAUCUACUUCCACCAUACAUGUGAUAGAAACCAUGGAUCCUCCCCCACUUACCAUUCUCUCACUCGCAAUCAAAACACUUCCCAAUAUUUCCACACACCAGAACGAGAUUAUUGGAAUAGCAGGUCUUGUCCACACAUCAUUCAUCAUCAACAAAUCUGCUCCAAAACCUUCUUUUCAAAGCAGUUUCUUUGGUUUAUCGAAACCAUCAGAUUGUAUCUUCCCAUACGACUUCAGGGAUGCUGUAAAAAGAAGAGGACUCAAUGUUGAUAUUCUGGGAACAGAGCGUUCACUUUUAUCUUGGUUCCUCGUAAAAAUGCUAAAAAUUGACCCUGACAUUGUUAUUGGCCACGAUGUCAUGAACUUUGACCUGGAUGUUAUGCUUCACCGAAUCACAGCAUGCAAGGUUGCUCACUGGUCAAGAAUUGGUCGCUUGAGAAAACUGAAUAUUCCAAAAACAAUGGGUGGAGGAAAGUUCAGCGAUAGAGCUGUGGCAAGCGGUCGUUCUCUCUGUGAUGUUAAAAUAUCUGCUAAAGAACUUAUUCGGUGCAGAAGUUACGACCUUGGAACGCUUGCUGAGCAAGUUUUACAUCGACAACGAAAAGAUUUACCAACCGAGCAGAUAAAGAAUAUGUUUCUAACUUCUGAUUCACUACUAUGGCUUGUGGAACACACCCUGCUUGAUGCAAAUCUAUCAUUAGAUUGUUGUUAUGAGUUGAACGCUCUUCCACUUGCACUACAGAUCACUAACAUAGCAGGAAAUGUUUUGUCACGAACUUUGAUGGGUGGAAGAUCGGAACGAAAUGAAUUUCUUCUGUUACACGCCUUCCAUGAAAGAGGAUUCAUUCCUCCAGAUAAAAUUAAAAGAAGUAAAGAUAAUCUUCUAGUUCGACAUCCAGGUGUUUCUAAACCGACUUCAGAAGCAACCAGCAGACCACGUAAGAAAGCAGCUUAUGAAGGGGGGUUGGUUCUUGAGCCAAAACGAGGAUUCUACGACAAAUUCAUUCUUCUCCUCGACUUCAACAGUUUGUAUCCCUCCAUCAUCCAGGAGUUCAACAUCUGUUUCACCACACUUGAUCUUCAUCCUCCAACCGAUGCAGAUAAUGAUUUUGAAUCUUACAUUCCUGAUGUUCCUGAGACGGGACUUGAACCCGGUGUCUUGCCAACUGAGAUUCGUAAACUUGUUCAACGCAGAAGACAAGUCAAGCAGUUGAUGAAAACAGUGACCAUAUCUAAAGAGCAAUAUACGCAGUAUGACAUCCGGCAAAAAGCAUUGAAAUUAACAGCUAACAGCAUGUAUGGUUGCCUUGGAUUCAGCAACUCGAGAUUUUACGCCAAACCAUUAGCUGCUCUCGUAACAAGGCAAGGUCGUGAGAUUCUACUGCACACUAAAGAACUUGUGGAAAAAAUGGGAUUGGAAGUUAUUUACGGUGACACAGACUCAAUCAUGAUUAAUACAAACAGCACUGACUUGGACAAUGCAUUUAAACUCGGAAACCAGGUGAAAUCGGAAGUGAACAAACUAUAUCGACUUCUUGAGAUCGACAUCGACGGGGUUUAUAAAUCACUUUUGUUGUUAAAGAAGAAGAAAUAUGCCGCACUUAGUGUUCAAAAGUCAAUAGAUGGGAGUUUCUCCACAGUACAAGAACUGAAGGGAUUGGAUAUUGUUAGAAGAGAUUGGUGUGACUUGGCUAAAAUGGCUGGAAAUUUUGCCGUGAACCGAAUACUUUCUGAUGAACCUCGUGAAUAUAUUGUGGAAAAAAUUCACGAAAAUUUGGAAGAAAUUGGAAGAAAAGUGAAGGAAAAUAUGUUUGAGUUGGAAAAGUUUGAAAUUCGUAAAGAACUGACUAAAGAUCCAAACUUAUACCCCGGCAAAGAUAAUCUUCCGCACGUAAGAGUCGCUCUUCGUGUUAACUCAUCCAUGACAAAGAGAUUGAAAUCGGGUGACAUUGUUUCUUACAUUGUGUGCAAGGAUGGGAGUAAUGCACCAGCCACACAACGAGCUUAUACAAUUGAUGAAGUUAAAAGUAAAGAUGAAUUGAAGGUUGAUGAAGAAUAUUAUCUUGCGCACCAAGUACAUCCCGUGGUUACGAGGUUGUGCGAUCCAAUAGAUGGAACAGAUGCCGCCAUGAUUGCUCAGUGUUUAGGACUUGAUCCAAGCGGAUUCAAAAGAUCACAAAUAGAUGAAGAGGAGAAUGAAGAUCGGUUGAUGAGCGUGCAAGCUACAGAGGAAGAGAAGUUUGCCGGAUGCAAGAGAUUCAUCUUCGUGUGUCCACAAACAAAGAAGACGGUCACCUUUGAUCAGGGAGUCUUCGCUGAAACGGAACCAUCUUGGUUGUGCUCAUUAGCGACACCGUGCGGGACCGAUGAUAUGCGUCAAGUUGUCGACUUUUUCGUUUCGUUGCAAAAUCAGCUUACCGAUGCCAUACGUGGAGAUAUUGACGAAUAUUAUUUGGGUUGGUUGAAAUGUGAUGAUCCUGCAUGCAGCCAUCGAACCACCACACUACCCGUCGUAUCUGAACGUAACGGAGCAAUGUGUAAUGUUUGUUUUAAAGGAGUUCUUAAACCCGAGGUAACUUACCAAUCUCUGUACCAUCAACUUUGUUUCUACAAACUACAAUUCGACGUUGAAUACGCGCUCAAAAAGUACAAGCAAAUUGGCUAUAACAGCAUAGCAGCAAUAAAAGUUCAGGAGUACAGAAAAUACUACAGCGCUCUGACGGACGUGGUCGAUUUUUACUUGAACGAAAGUGGUUACAACGAAGUAUCGUUGCCUCGUUUGUUUCAUUGGAUGAAAUUAUAGCGAGAAGUUUCGAAUAGUUUUCAUAUUUUUGUAUAAAAAAUUCAUAUUUUAAAAUUUAUAACGAAUAUUUGUUUGUAAAUUGAUUGUUGUUUCUCCCUAUGUUGCUUUUCACUGCCGAUGUAACUUUCUCAUUGUUAAUAAUGGCUUUGCUUGACCAGGUGUGAAUGAAGCUACUAUAUUCUAUACUAUAAAAAUAAAUUUAUUUUCUCCUUUCUUGAAAUCAAUCGAUGAAUGUUUCUUUCCAUGUAUGGCAGUCAAACGUUUCCAAAACUUCACUUAUAGUUGUCUGUUGUAACUUAAAUACCUAGUUUAAUUUACUCUUCGACUGUUAUUGUAAAGAUCAAAUAUUUAAAACAAUAAAGAUUGAAAUUCAUCGCUUAACGAGA